This is a messenger RNA of Girardinichthys multiradiatus, 2599 nucleotides long. RefSeq lists its product as uncharacterized. The transcript is spliced from 4 exons. Lineage: Eukaryota; Metazoa; Chordata; Actinopteri; Cyprinodontiformes; Goodeidae. The record is from RefSeq and is a predicted model, not a curated record. The coding region runs from base 174 to 899 and encodes 241 amino acids.
CAAUAUGCUAAUAUUUUGAGAAGGACCUGUAAAACUCAACCAGUAAAGUCCAGAUGCCUCAGUUUCCCCAACCUGCAGAAAAUUAUGAUCAAAUGAAUUCAUUCAGUCGUUCAUGACGUCCACAGUAGAGGGCGCUGUUUCCUCCUGGUUUAUGUGUUUUCUUUCUAGUGAAAAUGAAGCACAGCAUCGAUGGUUCAGUAGUGUCUGCUCCACCGCUGCCGCCAUGUUGUGAGUGGCGCUACUGUGGAAACGCACGUAAAAAGCUGUGGAAGACGGUUCUGUUCGUGUGGUUUAAGGUCCAUCUGGGUGGUCUGAUUCAUCACUGUGAGGCAUUAGCAGGUUUUCAGUUUCACAGUAGGAAUAGCUCACCGUCAUUUUAUCUCGUCUCUAUGGAGAUUUGUUUUCGUUUCCAUGGAGAUUUUGCCACUCACAGUAUGGCGGUCGUGUUGACGUUGCGCUCUAUGCUGCGAUGCCAGCAGGGCGUCUACCGUUCUGGGUCUGCGGUUCGGGUGGAACAACACAACCCAGCAGGGAGAAUGUUUUACGGAGGUGGGGAGUGGUUCACCACCAUCGACAAGGUAAUCUUUGGCUUCAUCAUUCUUGCUGCAGUGUUUGGGUUCCUUUUAAUUAUUGGACUAAUAAUUCUUCUGGUGUAUUGCACGUGUAUAGAGAAAAGAGGACCACCGCCCGGUCAGCCUUUGUGUUGCUGCUGGAAAACGGAACGAGAGGCCAUGACUGAGCCUCCAACCACCUACUUUCUGUUCCCACUCAACCCCCCUGGGAACCCGGAGGAAAACCUACCCUGUCCCAGCACUCACUGGGUGAUGUACCCAGGACAGGCCACCAGUGAUGUAGUACAGGUUUCAAAUGCAAACCAAAUCAGCUUGAGGACCUAUUAAAUUGUUAAAGGCUUUAAAUGCUUUCCUGGCAACAUCUAUCUCAGGCUUCCGGUGUCCUCCACAAGCUGCUGCCACAGAGUGAUGUGUUUGUUCCUGAAUGCAUUUCUAAACUGCAAUCUGACUUUUUAUGUUGCUUCUGGAGUCAUGGCUUCUUCCUCGCUGAGUGGCUUUGAAUGAAGGGUCUUAUUGUUCAGAGUAUAGGUCAGUCCAAAUUCUUUAUAUGCUGCCAAAGAGAGACUUCCUGCUGCAGUCAGUCAUAUUGUUUACCUAAACAUGCCUUGCCUAUGUGCCCUUAUGCAAUGCAAUUAACCCUAAGUUGCCUACCUAUCUGCGUAUCUAAUACGGCUGUAGUGUAAAACGCUUUGAGUCUAUCUGUAUGAAAAGCACUAUUUUAUGUUUAGUCCAUUUGCCAUGGAGGGCCUGUCUAUACUUUGACCCCUACAUUAAAGUCACAGUUUAGUCCUUGAGUCUAAAAAACAUUCCAACCUGGAAAACAACUGUCCAAAUAAAUCCAUAAAAGCUCAAAAUAAAAUAGCAUUGAUGUCCAGGAUCACGGGGUGGAAACUUCUCACCACAGCUGGAGUUAAACAGACCUACAAACCACAUUAUUCUCAUUUAAUCCAUGUUUUUGUUUCUACUAAUGACGUAAUAUUUUAUAUUCUCAGAGGACCAUGAAUGUUGUUUACAUGGCUUCAUUAGUGGGUUUUUUUCCACUGCAGUCACUGUAAAGGCACCUGAUUCACUUUACUUUUGCACCGGAUUCACUUUACUUUUGCACCUGAUUCACUUUACUUUUGCACCGGAUUCACUUUACUUUUGCACCUGAUUCACUUUACUUUUGCACCUGAUUCACUUUACUUUUGCACCUGAUUCACUUUACUUUUGCACCUGAUUCACUUUAUUUUUGCACCUGAUUCACUUUACUUUUGCACCUGAUUCACUUUAUUUUUGCACCAGAUUCACUUUACUUUUGCACCAGAUUCACUUUACUUUUGCACCUGAUUCACUUUAUUUUUGCACCAGAUUCACUUUAUUUUUGCACCUGAUUCACUUUAUUUUUGCACCAGAUUCACUUUAUUUUUGCACCAGAUUCACUUUAUUUUUGCACCAGAUUCACUUUACUUUUGCACCAGAUUCACUUCACUUUUGCACCAGAUUCACUUUACUUUUGCACCAGAUUCACUUUGCUUUUGCACCUGAUUCACUUUAUUUUUGCACCAGAUUCACUUUACUUUUGCACCAGAUUCACUUUACCUUUGCACCAGAUUCACUUUACUUUUGCACCUGAUUGACUUUAUUUUUGCACCAGAUUGACUUUUGCACUUUAAGAAAUGUCACUGUGAGUUUUCUUGAUGACUUUAAUACACACAUCUGAAGUAACUGUAAUCAGCUGAUAUUCAGGGAUCUCCUGCUGCCAAGUUGCUGUUUGCUUUUUGUUUUUUAUUGUAGAUGCAGAUUCCUCACAUUCAUAUUAAACGUCUUUAUUGAUCUGAUAGACGUAUGCAGGCUGAUGCUUUUAUUAACUGAGAGGAGUAAAACUUCCACAUUAUCUGUUAAUAAUUAUAUAUUUCUCAUUCCUUUCCAUCUUUAUUUUAUAUUAAAUUAUUUCUCCUUAUGAUUCCUUAUUUAUUUAGCCUUUAUUGUAUUUUCUAUUUUCAUAUUUUACCUUAAGGUUAAUAAACCUUUUUUCUCAUUAGCAG